UUUUAAUUUGGAUAAAAAAAUAUGAAGUUUCACUUAAGUUUAUUGAAUUCCGUUGAUUUUUUGAGUUUAAUUUUUUAUAUCUUGAUUACAACAUUGGAGUUGAAUAAGAUUUCAGAUCAAUUCAUAGGGUUAGCUUUCUCUUUCAAAUUCAGAUUAUUAGAUUGACUUCCUGAUUUUUUAAUGAAAAACUACAAGGCGCCGAAGUUAUUUCUCAUCAGUCAUUAUUCAUUAGUUUUAAAAUUAAGAACAGGUAAGUUCACAAAGCAAAGCUUCGUCAUAGUGAAUUUAAUUAAUCUAAUGUGAACCCUAUUCCAUUUGAAUUAUUCUUCAUUGCAACUUGACAAACUCAAAAUUGGCUCAGGAAAAAUAUUUAGGCAAUUCUGCAGUAUAAUUUUUCAAUUGUCAAAAAAUUGAUACCUGCAUGCCAAAUAGUACAGAAAUUUUCGCAACCACACCAUGCAAACCAUAGCUGUGAUUUCCUUUCUCUUCUUACAUGUCAUGACAGUGAGCUUGGCUGUCAUGCCACAAUACAAUGCCCCGGACUCUAUCUUGCUCAGUUGUGGCGCACCAUCAGACACCACAGAUGAAUCUGAUGGCCGUCAAUGGCAAAGCGAUACCAACUAUCCAAAAUUCAUGCCUUCGAAUUUUUCAAGCAUAUCCAGAACUUCUGAACAAGACCCUUCAGUCACUAGAGUCCCUUAUAUGAGUGCGCGUAUUUUCCAAUCAAAAUUCACCUACACUUUCCCUGUUUCCCCUGGCUCCAAAUUCCUCCGUCUCUAUUUUUACCCCACCACAUACCUUGGCUUCAACAACUCCGAAUCAUUUUUCUCUGUAACAGCUAAUCAUUUUACCCUCUUGAGUAACUUCAGCGCUUUCCUCGAUGUCGCUGCAAGUACCAGUACUAGUAAAGUUCUUCGAAAAGAAUUUGUCAUUAAUGUUAAUGAAUCUCAGAUACUCAAGAUAACGUUUUCUCCUUCACCCAACGCUCAUGCUUUUGUUAAUGGAAUUGAGGUACUUUCCAUGCCCACUAAUCUUUAUGUCCGUGGAGACGGUUAUGACAUCAAAUUGGUGGGGCAGAAUAAGUUGUAUUAUAUCAAUAAUAGCACUGCUCUUGAAACUCUGUACAGGUUGAACGUGGGGGGCAAUUUGGUUCCUAGCACAAGGGAUACGGGGAUGUAUCGUGUAUGGGCUGGAGACGACAUAUUUGUUGUUGGAUAUGACCAUCAAACUUCUUAUUUAGAUGUCGACAUCACUUACAAUUCUGAAACCCCGGCUUAUACUGCACCAACCAUAGUUUACACAACCUCUAGGACCAUCGCCAAUAACAGCCGGAACCUGGAUUGGAUAUUCCCUCUAGAUUCUGGGUUCUAUUAUCUCUUCAGGCUCCAUUUUUGUGAGAUUCAGCUGGAAGUUACGAAAAUUAAUCAACGAGUUUUUGACAUAUUCAUUGGAAACCAAACGGCAGAGCAACAAGGUGAUGUGAUUGCUUGGAGUGGCGCGUGGAGAGUCCCGAUUUGCAGAGACUACGUGGUGUAUGUGAGAGACCCAGAUGGCCGACGAAGCAAGCAAAAUGUGUGGCUUGAAUUGCGUCCUAACAUGAAAACAAGAGCUAUGUAUGCUGAUGCUAUCUUAAAUGGAUUGGAAAUUUUCAAAUUGAGCAAUCCAAAUGGAAAUCUGGCCGUUCCAUAUCCUGAAUUACGCUUAGAAGGUCCAAUCAAGUCACCGAACAACAAUAAUAAAAUGUCAUCACAUAUCAUUGUUGCUAUCAUUUCAGGUGUGACUAGCGCAAUUGCUGUUUUCUCAAUUCUGGGUUUCUUAAUUUUCCGGAGACGAAAUGGGGGAAAAGGUUCUGUUACAAAUGCUCCCAAGUCAUCAGAGUCCACCACGAAAAAGUCAGGCUCAUCAUCACUACCAUCCGAUCUAUGCAGACACUUCUUACUGGAGGAGAUACAAAUAGCAACAGAAAAUUUUGAUGAAAAAUUUGUGAUUGGACAUGGAGGUUUCGGUAAUGUGUACAAAGGGUACAUAGACAACGGCGCAACCAUAGUUGCAGUCAAGAGAUUGAAUCCUUCGUCAAGCCAAGGGGUUCGCGAGUUCCAAACAGAGAUUGAGAUGUUAUCAUCAAAGCUAAGGCAUCGGCAUCUGGUGUCCUUAAUUGGUUAUUGUGAUGAUAACAAUGAGAUGAUCUUGGUUUAUGAUUAUAUGGCUAAUGGCACCCUCCGUGAUCACUUGUACAAUACGGAUAAUGCUCCUCUUCCAUGGAAGGAACGCCUUUACAUAUGCAUUGGUGCAGCUAAAGGAUUGUAUUACCUCCAUUCAGGUACCAAGCACAUGAUCAUCCACCGAGAUGUCAAGUCAACUAACAUCCUAUUAGACGAUCAAUGGGUCGCCAAGGUGUCAGAUUUUGGGUUAUCCAAAGUAGGUUCACUUAGCGGGACAGACGUCACCCAUGUUAGCACUGCAGUGAAAGGAAGUUUUGGGUACGUCGACCCUGAAUACUACAAGCGACAACAAUUGACAGAAAAAUCAGAUGUUUAUUCUUUUGGUGUGGUGCUGUUUGAAGUAUUGUGUGCUAGACCUGCAAUAAUUCCUAACUUGCCAAAAGGGCAAGUGAAUUUGGCAGAGUGGGCUUGUAGGUGCUAUAAAAAGAGGAAUCUUAAACUAAUCGUUGAUCCUAAUUUGGAAGGACAAAUUGCCUCCGAAUGUUUUAGCAAGUUUACAGAAUUGGCAUAUCGUUGCUUGAGGGAUCAAGGAGUCCAAAGGCCAUCGAUGGGUGAUGUUGUAAGGACUCUAGAAUUUGCAUUACAACUUCAAGAGGGUGUAGAUAAUACAAGUCAUGAAGUGGAAGAGUGCAUUUACCCGUCUAGCCCGUCUUUGCCCUUGAUCAUGAAUAAAUCGACCAAUGAAGAUGAGUUUUUUUCAGGUUCAAGUGAAGUUCAAAAUGAGUUGGACAAGCAAUGACAUAUCCAUAUCGACCAGUGUGACAAAAUAUAAACAUCACUAUUUUCUCUGAGAUCGUGAAUUCAUUAGGUCGAUAAAAUUGUUAUGAUCGACACAAUGAAGUUACAUGUAUGAGGUUUUUUCAGAUUUAGGCGAUCACAACGCGGUCCAACUCAGAAAGUAAUGGUUUAUCAUGACUGGCUGUAAUGACAGACAUUUUUUAUAAGAAAUUGAUGAAAUUGUUAUUCAUAAAAA
Molecule: messenger RNA, 3195 nt
Organism: Capsicum annuum
Lineage: Eukaryota; Viridiplantae; Streptophyta; Magnoliopsida; Solanales; Solanaceae
Product: receptor-like protein kinase FERONIA
Exons: 2
Coding region: 457-2961 (834 amino acids)
Biological process (GO): protein phosphorylation
Molecular function (GO): ATP binding; protein kinase activity
Source: RefSeq, a predicted model, not a curated record